CACCCCUCUCCCCAAAAACCCUAACCCAUCUUUCUCUCUUUGCUUCUUCCUUCCUUUCUUUCCCCGGAUCUCUGUUCCGCUUCCGCAUUGUACUCUCUGUCUCCUGAAUAGUGGCUUGUAUUAAUUAUCUCACUUGGAUUUGUUGACGGAGGCAGCAAUGGCUUCAGAUCUGAUCCAACCAAGAGAUGUAUGUGUUGUUGGUGUUGCACGUACACCAAUGGGUAGCUUUCUUGGUGCUUUGUCUUCUUUGUCGGCAACCAAACUCGGAUCUGUAGCGAUUGAAUGUGCUCUUAAAAGGGCUGGCAUUGAUCCAGCACUUGUGCAAGAAGUCUUUUUUGGCAAUGUUUUGAGUGCAAAUCUUGGGCAAGCUCCUGCUAGGCAAGCUGCACUAGGUGCUGGAAUACCAAAUACUGUUGUUUGUACUACCAUCAACAAAGUCUGUGCAUCUGGAAUGAAGGCCACAAUGUUUGCGGCACAGAGUAUCCAGCUGGGUAUCAAUGAUGUAGUUGUGGCAGGUGGCAUGGAAAGCAUGUCAAAUGCCCCUAAAUAUGUUGCAGAAGCAAGAAAGGGUUCUCGAUUUGGACAUGAUACUCUAGUCGAUGGAAUGCUUAAGGAUGGUCUUUGGGAUGUAUACAAUAACUAUGCCAUGGGAAUGUGUGCUGAACUUUGUGCUGAUCAUCAUUUGAUAACAAGGGAAGAGCAGGAUGAUUAUGCUAUUCAAAGCAAUGAGCGUGGUAUAACUGCAAAGACUAGUGGUGCAUUUGCAUGGGAAAUAGCUCCAGUUGAAGUAUCGGCAGGCAGAGGAAAACCAUCAGUGAUCAUUGAUAAGGAUGAAAGCCUGGAAAAGUUUGAUCCUGUAAAACUGAGGAAGCUCAGGCCAAGUUUUAAGGACAAUGGUGGUACAGUUACAGCUGGAAAUGCAUCUAGUAUCAGUGAUGGUGCUGCUGCUUUAGUCCUAGUAAGUGGAAAGAAGGCUCUAGAACUGGGAUUGCAAGUGAUUGCAAAGAUCAGAGGCUAUGCUGAUGCUGCUCAUGCCCCUGAGUUAUUCACAACAGCACCUGCACUUGCAAUUCCAAAAGCUAUUUCAAAUGCUGGCUUGGAGGCUUCUCAAGUAGAUUAUUAUGAAAUAAAUGAAGCCUUCUCUGUCGUCGCCCUCGCAAAUCAAAAGCUUCUUUCGCUCCCUUCUGAUAAAGUUAAUGUUCAUGGUGGGGCUGUAUCCUUGGGACACCCUUUAGGUUGCAGUGGAGCUCGCAUACUGGUCACCUUGCUAGGGGUUUUGAGACAAAGAAACAGCAAGAUUGGAGUUGCUGGUGUCUGCAACGGUGGCGGGGGAGCCUCUGCACUCGUUUUAGAGCUCCUGUAGCUUCAUUUGAUCCACAGGUGUGUGUGUCAUCUGGCAGCGGAGCGGAGCCUUCGUCCUCUAUCCUCAUGGAAAUUUUCUUUUCUUUCUCUGGCUCCAUUUAUUUUCUAGUUGGCGAAUGUUGUGAUCCACUCCCAGAAACAUCUUUGAUCUGAGAAACAUAUUUUCUCAUCAUCGGAAUAAAUUCAUUUUCUUUUUUUUUA
Musa acuminata subsp. malaccensis (wild Malaysian banana) is the source of this 1563-nucleotide messenger RNA. RefSeq names its product acetyl-CoA acetyltransferase 2. Gene Ontology annotation, cellular component: mitochondrion. The record is from RefSeq and is a predicted model, not a curated record. Lineage: Eukaryota; Viridiplantae; Streptophyta; Magnoliopsida; Zingiberales; Musaceae. Gene Ontology annotation, biological process: fatty acid beta-oxidation. Gene Ontology annotation, molecular function: acetyl-CoA C-acetyltransferase activity.